UUAUGAAACAAGGAGAGUCGAGUUACAUGAUACCUGGAAGCCGAUCCGAUUCUUUUUCAACCUCUGGGGCCUAUUACAAUAUCCACCAUUUGCCAUCACCCAUAAAUGGCGAUGGUUUACCAAUGCCAGAAAAGGCUGUUUCAAUAAUUUUGAUGGGAAAUAGCGGAUAUGAAAUACCCCCUGGUCUAUCUCUUUGUCCCCUGGCCUAUCCAUGCUACAAGUCUUAUCGCCGUUUUAGUCGGGAUGGUACUUUAUUAAUCUCCCUUUAUAACGAACUUCUCCAUAGCACUAACAAGGAGCUCUCUUACUAAUGGACCUUUCUAUAGCCCCAACAGGGAGCUCUCUUCCUAAUGGACCUUUCUAUAGCCCCAACAGGGAGCUCUCUUCCUAAUGGACCUUUCUAUAGCCCCAACAGGGAGCUCUCUUCCUAAUGGACCUUUCUAUAGCCCCAACAGGGAGCUCUCUUCCUAAUGGACCUUUCUAUAGCCCCAACAGGGAGCUCUCUUCCUAAUGGGCCUGUCUGUAUGAGGAUUCUUCCUCAUCCUAGCUUUGUGCCUCUAAAUAAGCUUAUUGAAAGUCUGUAUUUUUACGUAUUUUUAAUAAAUUAUUUUCGUACCUCAUUUUGUUGCCUUUUUUCUUUCUCGAAAAAAUUUCCCUCAAAUCCUAAAAAUUUGUCAAACCUUCCUUCUGUAAUUUGACCUUUUUCAAACUCUUUUUUUACUUCUUUUAACGUUUAUAACAUCAAUUCCAUUAAAUAUCUCUCAAUUUUCAUUUUGACCGAUAGUAACACUUUACACCUUUUCUUCAUUUGCCCUAAGGCGAAAAUUGAUCAUCAACAAUUUAACAGAUGUCUUUUUUCUGUACUUUGCAACGCGCCUUGUUU
Molecule: messenger RNA, 883 nt
Organism: Meloidogyne enterolobii
Lineage: Eukaryota; Metazoa; Nematoda; Chromadorea; Rhabditida; Meloidogynidae
Source: the annotation of a GenBank genome assembly